Triticum turgidum subsp. durum (durum wheat) is the source of this 648-nucleotide messenger RNA. The record is from the annotation of a GenBank genome assembly. NCBI's taxonomy places the organism in Eukaryota, Viridiplantae, Streptophyta, Magnoliopsida, Poales, Poaceae.
AUGGCCAGCAAGUCAGAGCAAACAGGUUCGACGCCCGCGGAUAUUACAUUUCGACGGCUGGAAGAAAUCACUGAUCACUUCUCCGAGGAGCACAAAGUUGGUCGUGGUAGCUAUGGAGAAGUUUACAAGGGAUUGUAUAAUGGGGAAACGAUUGCUGUGAAGAAGCUUUACCACAUGCCAGGACUUGAUGACGAGCAAUUUAAGAAGGAGUUCAACAACCUUAUGAGAGUAAACCAUCAAAAUAUCGUACGACUAGUAGGCUACUGCUACGAGAUCCGAUAUAAACAUUUUGAGCACAAUGGAGGAUUUAGUUUUGCUGAGAUGGCAGAAAGAGCUCUCUGCUUUGAAUAUUUUGAGGCUGGGAGCCUUGACAAACAUCUUUCCGAUGAAUCAUGUGGACUUGACUGGAAUACACGUUAUGAAAUUAUUAAAGGAAUUUGUAAAGGUGUAGAUUACCUUCAUACUGGAUCCAAAGAUUCUAUUUACCAUCUGGAUUUGAAACCUGAAAACGUACUGUUGGAUAAACAUAUGACACCAAAAAUUGGAGAUUUUGGGUUGUCAAGACUCUUCGCUUCGACAGAAACCUUUACAACAAAAAAGUUUAUAGGGACACCUGGGUACAUGCCACCGGAAUACAUCGAGAAGUGA